This is a messenger RNA of Salvelinus fontinalis (brook trout), 2686 nucleotides long. RefSeq names its product ras-responsive element-binding protein 1-like. NCBI's taxonomy places the organism in Eukaryota, Metazoa, Chordata, Actinopteri, Salmoniformes, Salmonidae. The coding region runs from base 316 to 2364 and encodes 682 amino acids. The record is from RefSeq and is a predicted model, not a curated record. Gene Ontology annotation, cellular component: nucleus. The transcript is spliced from 6 exons.
AAUCAUGAAAUAUUGUUUUCACCAGAGAACAUGUUGUUUAUUACGUAGGUACAACAUUGUCGUGCAGAACUCCUGUACAGUAGGUGGCGGUGUUAAACUUUAAUUCCACAGUCCACAAAUGAUUACAUUACUGUGACGUGAGGAAAUAAAAUACAAAUCUCACCAGCUAGCUACAAACAAAGCUAGCUGCCAAUUGGCGUUUAAUUUCUGAUAUGAUUAUUUGUUUUAAUAGAUUGGUAGAUAACUGUAGAGAAUCACAAUAUAUAAAACGCAAAUACUGUUACAUUGAAAAGGGGCCAAAAGCGUCGGGGGACAAUGUCGGGUUCCAUGGUCGAUUUCCAGGCGCAGAUAGCCUCAAUCAUGGAGGUGCUAGCCAACGCGGCUGUAGCCGAAAUCUGCAAAGUUGUUGACGAUGGCUAUGCAGUUGUACACCUGAAGAUGUCCCAAAGCCACAAGGACAACGAAUUUCUCCGGAGGAAAAUGAAAUUGAUGGAACUUCAGAUCGCGAGGUUUCGGGCUGAGAGAACAAAGUUUUCAGAUGGGUCCGUCCACAACCGCUUCCAUGGAAUACGCCUGCUAAACAGACAUAACAAUCGAGAGAUUGCAACAACAGGACCUACUUGGCAAAGCAGAAAUAGACUUUCCAACAGGAGUUUUGGGAACAGCAGCAUACCAAGAGACAGACAGCCCAUAGACGUGGACCAAGAGGAUGUCUCUCCAUCAAAGCAUAUGGAUACUACAAGUGAUGAGCAGUCAGCAGAGACAGAGGAAGGGGAACCAGACCUGCUCAUCAUCAAGGACGAGGGAGAAGCAGAUGACCAGGACUCGAGGAUCAGCCACCCAGCUAGAACAGUGGAGGGCAGCAGAGAACUAACCACCCAACCGACUACAGACCCUGCCUUCCAGCCCAGAGGCAACAACAUCAACACAGCUAUGGAGCAGACAGAGGAAGGGGAACCAGACCUGCUGAUCAUCAAGGUGGAGGGAGAAGCAGAUGACCAGGACUCUAGGAUCAGCCACCCAGCCAGAACAGUGGAGGGCAGCAGAGAGCUAACCACCCAACCGGCUGCAGCCACCACAGAGGACCCCGCCUUCCAGUCCAGUGGCCCCAGAGGCAACAACAACUACAACAACACCGCUAUGGAGGCCAAAUCUACUGUGGAAGGGGAGAGAGACCUCCAGCCAUGGAAGAAAGAAGAGGGUCUGAGGGAGAUGCCAGGCACUGAUAGUGGCCACAGAAUGACAGACCCAAACACACAGACCUCUCUAGACACGGACCAAACAGAGCUCACUGAGCAGCUCAGAACCAAACACAGCAUAGUGACUGUCAACAGAUCAGACACUGUUUUCAAGUCAGACCCGGAGCCUGAGAACCUGAGCCAGGUGCUCCAACUCACAGGUCCAGGACCUGUUGCUAAACAGCAGCGCAGCCUAAACCCCGAGAGAACAACCGAUCUGCCUGUAAACUCCCGUAAGCAAAGAGUCAGUGAUACAGCGAAUGAUCGGCCAUCUUGUUCUAGUUAUGCUGCCGAGACGGUCUCAGGAAGCCCCUCGCCUCCCUCUGAACACGAGUAUUCCCAGGUCGAUUCAGAGGUCAUGUCUGAGGUCAUAGUUAUCGACCCCCUUCCUGUUGACGAUGAGGAUGGCACGCCCUCGUUGUGGAGACAAGGUGACAUCAUGGAACACCGGCAUCAUCAAGGAGGACAUAGUGAAGCAGAUGCCAUGCUUCUUGGAGGACAUUCGAGUAACACUUAUCAUCAUCAUCCUCACCCAGGUGUCCAGCCAGCAGCGAAUCAGAACUCACCUGACAAUCACUUCUACACCAUUGGCAUGGACGGCGCUUUCAACAACCGCCUCGGCACCUUUCAGAACCCCGCAGCCACCGCCACUGCUCCAUACGCCACGGGUACCGGGGAGCUGCAGUACCCCACCUGGGUGGAUUUCGAGGGGAGCGCCCCCGACACCCACCUGGGUGACAUGACUGGGACUCAUCAGGACAGAGGGUCUAGGGAGGAGGGGGCGAGGUCCUACAGGUGCACCUUCUGCGGGAGGGAGUACCCUCACCUGUGCCAGCUCAAGAUGCACCAGAGGGUCCACACGGGGGAGAAACCGUAUGAGUGUGCCCUGUGUGGGAAGCAGUUCAGCCAGCUGUGCAGCCUGAAGCGGCACCAGAGAGUACACACAGGGGAGAAACCUUUCAGAUGCGCUCAAUGCGGGAAACAGUUCUCUCAUUCCAGUAAUUUAAAAGUGCAUCAGAGCGUCCAUACGGGUGAGAAACUGUUCCACUGCGCCCAGUGUGGGAAGAACUUCUCCUUUCUGAGCAAUCUGAUAAGACACCAGACAGUUCAUGCACGGAAAUUAUAGGUUGUGUUGUGAUUUGGGAUUGUGUUUUCUGAAUUGAUUGUAAAUUGUAUGUGUAUGAUUGCUUAAAGGUUGUUACCUGUUUAUUUUUGUAUUUUGUAAAAAUGUUAUAAAAAGAAGUGACACUAAACGUUUGACUGCAGAUUGUUAUAUUAGUUCAUGUUGGUUAUUAUUGUCUAAAAUGUUCAACUUUUUAUUGUAUAAAUUCCUACAGUAUUUGUGACGCAAAGUGUUGAAAAUAAUCAGGAAAACUAAGAUUUUGUCACAAUGAACAUGCUUGUGUUAAAGUUCAAAAGAAAUAAAUCAACAUGGGAAAUUUGAAAAA